AUGCUAGUCGAGCGAGGAGCCAAUAUCAACGGCCAGGAUGGAUUCUACAAAAAUACGCUCCAGGCUGCUUCUUCUAGAGGACACGAUAAGAUCGUGCAGAUACUACUAGAGCGAGGAGCUUGUGUCAACGCUCAGGGUGAAUUCUACGGAAAUGCGCUCCGGGCAGCUUCUUCUGGAGGACACGAGAAGAUCGCGCAGAUGCUACUAGAGCAAGGUGCUAAUGUCAACGCCCAGGGCGGAUUCUUCGAAAAUGCACUCCAGGCAGCCUCUUCUGGAGGACACGACAAGAUCGUGCAGAUAUUGCUAGACCGGCGAGCGGAUCAAUCUGAUCAAAAGAUCACGAAGCUUGCAGAAUACACGGUCUAA
Penicillium atrosanguineum is the source of this 366-nucleotide messenger RNA. RefSeq names its product ankyrin repeat domain-containing protein. The coding region runs from base 1 to 366 and encodes 121 amino acids. The transcript is spliced from 2 exons. The record is from RefSeq and is a predicted model, not a curated record. Gene Ontology annotation, molecular function: protein binding. Lineage: Eukaryota; Fungi; Ascomycota; Eurotiomycetes; Eurotiales; Aspergillaceae.